Molecule: messenger RNA, 3990 nt
Organism: Ceraceosorus guamensis
Lineage: Eukaryota; Fungi; Basidiomycota; Exobasidiomycetes; Ceraceosorales; Ceraceosoraceae
Product: Suf-domain-containing protein
Exons: 9
Coding region: 306-3596 (1096 amino acids)
Biological process (GO): mRNA 3'-end processing
Cellular component (GO): nucleus
Molecular function (GO): protein binding; mRNA binding
Source: RefSeq, a predicted model, not a curated record
CCUCUUGUCGUCAAGAACACCCUAACGCGCUGUGCUCUCUGCCUGCGCGCAAUCAUCCCUCCAUUAGUCACUUCGCUCAGCAUUCGUUUUAACAUCUCGAAAUAAUCAGCGAUCGUCCUGCAAGCUCUUUGUGUGCCUGUACACUAGCAGGUGAAUUAGCCUAAUUAGCCGCCGCCAAGUUCCUGUGAUUGCCUUCGCAUUCUCCUUCAGGCUUGAGAGUCAACAUCAAGUUGAGUCAUCAUUGUAGUGGGCCACUCUCGCAAAUCUGAACGCCCACUGCAGGUAAGGCAGCCUCAACCGGCACCAUGAGCGGUGUACCAGAGAAUACAGAUGGUGUGCAGGCUGAGCUUCCAGCAGAUGCCGGUGUGGAUGCCAGGGCUCUUGGCGAAAUCAAAGAGCCUUUGAUAGCGGCUGAAGCCCAUACGACAGACAUCGAAGAUGCGGAUGCGGACGCGGAUGCGGAUGGCGAGGCCGAUGAGGACGCUGAAGGGGAAGUAGAUGAUGGAAUCACCGCAAAUGGGGCAGAGUCUGCGCCUGGAUUGAAGGAUGAGGGCUCGUCGGAAACAGCGCCUGCUCAGCCCAGCUCUACGCCAGCUACAAAGAACGAAGACACUUCUGCAGACGACGAUAGCGACGUCGGAAUGGAAGAUGACGACAGCGAUGACGUGCCACCUAAAGGCCCUCAGACCUCGGCCGGCCACACUCAGCCGAAAGCUGAUGAUGCUAACUCGAGUCAGUCUGGCCAGCCCGACGGUCUUUCGAGCCAACAAACGAUAGCGACGCUCAGCAACGGCACCUCUGAGAGCUCCACAGAAAUGUCAGAUGCGAUGCGUGCCGCCAUGGCCGCACUGAGCGGAAUCAGCCCCGUGACCGGAGACGACGGGCAAUCGGCUGCAGUCAAGCAAGAGGCGACGGCAGCUCCGGCAGAGAGCACAAUUGCGCCGACGCCAGAUACAGCUAAUGCAGCUCUCGCUCCAGCUCCCGCUUCGGCUCCUGCUUCUGCGCCUGCAGCUCCCGCCGCGAUGAUGGCCGCUGCAAAAGGUCCAGAAGAACGGCGGAAUGAAUUGACUCUGCGAGUGACUCGAGAGCCUCGUGACGGUGAUGCUUGGCUGCUGCUGAUCGAGAAUGCAAUUGAAGCUGGGGACAUCGAUGCUGCAAGAGCUCGAUACGAGGAGUUUUUCAAGGUAUUUCCCAACGCAUCUCGUCAAUGGCAGAACUACGCGCAGCUCGAGCUCUCGCUAUCUCACACUACAUUUCCCUUGGUGGAGUCAAUUUUCACGAGAUGCUUGCGGACUACGCCUUCUGUGGACUUGUGGUCCUCCUACCUCUCAUACACGCGGCGUGUAAAUCCUUUGCCACCAUCUUCAGCUCCUCCAGAGGAGCGCGAGAAAGCACGAAGGACGAUCGAAGGCGCAUACGAAUUUGCACUCAAAUUCAUCGGCCAUUCUCGAGAUGCCGGAGAAGUUUGGCGCGAGUACAUUCAGCUGUUGAAAGACCGAGAGGUGGCGCCAAAUAACCAAUGGCAGGCUGGUCAAAAGAUGGACGACAUUCGCCGCGCGUAUCAGCAAGCCGUAGCCAUUCCCUUGUCGAAUGUCGAGGCUGUUUGGAGGGAGUAUGAUCAAUACGAGACCGGUUUGAACAGGAUAACGGCCAAGAAAUUUCUUGCGGAGCGCUCGCCUGCUUACAUGACUGCUCGAAGCGCAUUAAAGGAGAUGCGAUCUUUGACAGAGAUUUUGCAUCGUCCAAUCUUGCCCCGCGUUCCGUCGUGGGCUCAAUCCGCUCUGCAACGACUUCAACAAGGCAACGAUGCCGGUGCCAUUGCGAUUCGUUCGCGAGCAGCUCAGCGCGAGAGGGGACAAGCAGAGAGCUGGAAGAGGUAUCUCAAGUGGGAAGAGAGCAACCCUCUAGAGCUCGAGGAUCUGACUACGCUCCACACGCGGAUAAUCAUGGCGUACAGGAAAGCGACCAUGCACAUGCGGUUCUUUGCUGAAAUUUGGUACAUGGCGGCGCAGUAUCUGGAAGGUGCCGAGCGUCAGGAUGACGCCAAGUCUUGGUUAAGAAUUGGGAUGGGGGCGUGUCCCGGAAGCUUCUUAUUGCGCUUUGCCUACAUCGAGCUCUGCGAGGCGACAAACGAGACGUCUGCCUGUGCACCGGUCUUUGCUGAGCUUUUGGAGCACGUGCAUGGCCAGAUCGAAGCUGUGCAGGAAUUUGUAAAGUCAAAGCACGAGAAGAUUGACGAAGAAGGCGUUGCCGCAGCUGCGGAAGCUGCAGCAAAGCGCAAAGAUUCUGGUGAAGCUGAUGAGAACGUCGGCGGCGACGAACGUGAAGAAAUCAGAAAAGCCGAGGAGGUUCGGACACAGAGGAAGAAUGUUGAGGAUGAGAAUGCCAAGCCUGUGCUUGAAGAACUUAAGGAGUCAGCAGCUUUGGUUUGGAUCAAGCAGAUGCACUUUGUUCGUCGGAAUGAGGGAGUGCGUCCCUGCAGAGCUAUCUUUGGCAAGGCACGCAAGAGUCCACACUGCACGUGGCAGGUCUACGAGGCGAAUGCGUUGAUGGAGUAUCACUGCUCAAAGGACGUAGGGGUAGCGACACGAGUCUUUGAAGUUGCACUCAAAACGUUUGGAAGUGAUGAAGCUUUCGUCGUCCGAUACCUCGACUUCCUCAUCAGCAUCAACGAUGACAAUAACGCUCGCGCUCUGUUCGAGAGGACUGUCAAUUCUUUCGAGCCAAAUCGCGCUAGACCUCUGUGGGAUCGCUGGUGCGACUACGAAUACAGCUUUGGCGACCGCGCGGCUAUUCAAAGACUAGAGCAACGUCUGCGAGAAGUCUACCCAGAUGAGCCCGCUAUCAAGCGUUUCGUCGAUCGCAACACAUACAUGGACUUGGACGUGAUCAGUUCGAAAGAUCUGGGCUUUGAGGCGAGCUUGGACGGUGCAAAUGCAGCGGAUCGAGCAGUAGCUGCGUCGCGAAUGGCGUUUGAUGAUGGCUCUAGCGUGGGUGCGGGUAUGGCAGCAGCCAAUGCCGCUGCAGAAUCUGCCCGCGCCGUCACGGGGGCGAAGCGAGAGUUCAACGAAGACGCGCCUGGUGCGAUCGCUAGCAACGGUCAAGUCGAGAGGGCCGCAGGCCAGAAGCGCGCACGCUUCGAGGAUGAUGCCCCUGGUGGACGAAGGAGGAGCGUAAGCCCGACGCCGAGAGCGCCCAUUCCCACGCGGUCUGGAGACUUGGUCCCUGUGCAGCAGCAGCAGCCCGUGGCGUAUGGCAACCGCGGCGCGCCAUUACCCCCUCAAGGAGGGCCCCAAGGCCAUCUGGGUGGCCGCGGACCACCGCCUGCGGCCGCUGUUCCAGCACCACAAGCUCCGCCCUUCUCGGAGCCCAUUCUUUUCUUCAUGGAUAUAUUACCCGGGGCACGAUUCUUCGGGCCACCUCUGCUCCCGGUCGAUGAAGUUAUCAAUUGUCUGCGAGAAGCCAACGUCGCCCUGCCGCCACCCGGCAAUGGUGGCGGCGAUGCGUAUGGACGAGCUCCCGCUGGUCAACCAGGCUGGGCAAACCGUGCCAACAGGACUGGAGGAGGUCGUCCUCGAGGGGGAAGGCGCUUUUGAAGAAAGACGAGACAAUCAAACAGCACAAUGGCACAACAGCACACUGGCUCGCCCAAACCAAGCCCCGCUCCGCCUGCGAAAGGGCGCUCGUCUGAGUCUCAAUGUCAUCAUUUAUGUCUUGGCGCCUCCAUCGCUCGCAGAUUUGCGACUGCGCGGUUCGGAGACGUGCAGGCCUGGCCUCUUUGCGCGGCACGCACGACAGCAGCGACGGCCAGAACAACGAUUGUAAAGCUCUUUGGUCACGCGACGUAUCUUCUCAGCAAACAAGUAGACCAAAAAGCUCCUCAUUGCCUCAGCUGUAGUCGCAAGGCGCAGCGUCGGUCUGUAAGGCAGCCUAAUGAACGCUCUGCUUAGGAAUGAUCGAGGUGCUCGAUGGGACUUAGCGAAGCAAAUA